AUGGGUUAGACAGAUAGUAAAUAGGAGUAAGAUUUUUUGAGGAAGAUCGACACCUAAUAUGAAUUCAUAAAGCACCUGAAUGAUGCAAGUGAAUCAUCAUAAUUAUAAAGUAGGAUACGGAGAUGGCAAACUAUUUGGCAAGAGAAAUGACAAGUCUUAAAUGAUUGUAUUGAAGAACAUCAGCAUUCCAGAUGAGCCUAGUUUUUAAGCAUGGAAGAAUAAAUUAUAGUUGAGACAGUCUCUCAAGCAUCCCAACAUCAUUGAAUUGAAAGGUAAGCAAAACGCAUAGUAUCAAUUAGAAUCAAUUUAAGCAGAACAAGAACAAGUUUGUAGUACUUUUUAUAAGAUUAAUCUCGUAUUCGAAUAUCUCCCUCAAACCUUACAAGAUGCCAUAGCCUAAAGGAAGUAAGCAGGUGCCUAUUACGGAGAAUAAGAGGUGCUACAAAUGUUGAAUGGAUCAAUAGAGGGAUUGGCCAAAAUGCAAGAAUUGAAGAUUGCUCAUCAGAAUUUGAGAGUGCAAACACUGUCCUAUCAAAAUGGAACUAUCAAAGUAAGCGACAUUCCUUUGUUAGCCAAUAUCACAUCAUUUGCAGCAGUCUUGCAAGAUUAUGGAAAUGCAUCAGAAGGCAAUUAUCUCUCUCCUAUAUUGACUAAGGCUGUCUAUGAGAGCAAUCAUAUGCCAUAACAUAAUUUAUUCAAAUCAGAUGUGUACACUCUCGGAAUGAUAUUCCUUUAAGUUUGUUUACUCUAGCCUUAGGAUAAUUGUUAUGAUUACUUUGAAGGGAAAAUAAACAUGUAAUAAUUGGUCACAAAUAUUGAAUAAGCAAGGACUAUCUACACUUCUGAACUAGUUGAAGUUAUAGAAGAAAUGCUUGAAUAAGUUGAAAAAGACAGACCUGAUUUUAUUUAGCUAAGGAAUAAAAGGAGACAAAUCAUUCCCUAAUAUCCACCUCAAUUCCCAGACAAGAACUCUCAUCAAUAGGAGGAUGAAUACUAAAUGAUGUACUACAAGAAUGCCGAUCAUUAAUCUGAAGUCUAUCAAUCGCUCUAGCCCUCCUAUUUGGAUGAAGGACCAUUACCAUUGCAUGAUGACAAUUAUGAUGAAUUACACAGACCUUACAAAGAACCAUAACCAGCCAAUUAUAGCGAACAUGAUGUUCUGAUUCACAAUGCUGACAUCACCAGAAAUUCCAUCUGUAAGAAGAAUAAUAAUAUAUUAUUUAGCUCCAAUGAAGUAAAACAACUCUAUUGGAUAAAUUCCUAGAUCCUUAAUCUAAGAAUUUUAAGUUCAGCCUAUCUCAUUUGCAUAAAGCAAUAACAUUCUUAAUUAAGACAUUUACAAAGUCCCUGAUCAGUAAAAAUAAAAUAUCAAACAUGAUUCGUAUACUAAUCCCUACAAAGAUUAUACCAAUCACAUGAAAUAAGAUGCUUACACUCAAUCAAGUCAAUUCUUAAACAAUAACAAUUAGCAAAAAUCCAAUAUUCAUUUACAAUCCUAUGUAACAGCCUAUCAACCACCUCCAAGAGAGUCUCUCCAAGUCAAUGAUUAUCUAGAUAAAUUUCACUUCACAUCACCCAAUGACAUUAAACUACUUGAACAAAACAACUAGACUGAUUUCAACCAACCCAAUAGAGAGUCAUAUUAAUACUACCCUGUCUAACCAUAAAGUAGGUUCAUGUCUGUCUAAUAACAACAAUAACCUAUCAAAUAAUCGAAUUACAUACCUGUUUAAACAGUAUCCACUUACCUCCAAAAAUAGAAUCUAUCAACCUAUGUGAAUGAAACAUAUCCCAAUGGACAGAGGUACGUUGGAGAAAAGAUCAAUGGCAAAAAAGAAGGCAGAGGAAGAUUGUAUUAUAAAGAGGGAGGCUAUUAUGAUGGAAAUUGGAAGAAUGACAGAAUUAAUGGAUAAGGUAUGAAAUUGAUAUCUAAUAUCAAGGUGUAUUAUAUUAUGCCAGUGGAAGACCUGCAUAUGAUGGAGAAUGGAUCGAUGAUAAAUUUCAAGGUCUAGGUAUCUUGUAUAAUGAUACUCCCAAAAUCGAAGAUAUUAAUUACAGAAAUCUAGAAGACAUCGGAUUGUAAUGAUAUUCUUUCAUUAUUGUAGUGCUUGGACCAAAUAUGUAGGAUAGUUUUAUGACGACAACAAAAAUGGUUAAGGAACACUCUAUUUUCUGAAUGGUGAUCGCUUCGAGGGAUGCUUUUAAGAUGAUCAAGCCUAAGGCUAAGGAAGAUACAUUUCAAUUGGAGGGAAAGUAAUCUAAGGAAUUUGGAACUUUAAUCAUUUUGUGUAAUGA
Paramecium octaurelia is the source of this 2295-nucleotide messenger RNA. The record is from the annotation of a GenBank genome assembly. NCBI's taxonomy places the organism in Eukaryota, Ciliophora, Oligohymenophorea, Peniculida, Parameciidae.